CUUCAAUAUCAAGUUUGUUUAUUAAAACUGGCAUAAAGUUAUGGUAUGAUUUAAGAUUAAGAAUCUUUAUCAGAACCAAUUUAAAUACGUUUUCGGAAUUGAUAUGUGUUGAUUUGUUCAAGGUUAUGUUCAGAAAAGUUGUAUAGAUAAGAAGCUUUCCAUUUUGCCGCCGGUCGUGGCCUAGAGGAUAGCGUUCCAACCAUCUAAGCCAGAGUCCAUGAGAUCGAAUCCCGAUCACGACACAUAUAGUGCUCUUUCCGUGGUCUGGUGGUAAGAUGCUAGCCAUAAAAUCCUUGAAAGAUGUACGCCUUAGAGUUAAGUAAAUUAGAUCUCUUCAAAGAAACAUGAAGUUUCACUGAGAUCCUAUAUGUGUGUGUUCGUUUUUUUAGCACCUUCAAGCAAACGUAAGAAAUAAUUUCCUCAGUAGGUGGUAUAUUAUCGCAUAACUACUCCUAGCUAAUUUCUCGAGAGUCUUUGUAGUCGAGUGGAUAAGCUGGUGCGAGUCUGGUUCCGAUGUGCCAGGCUGGGUUCGAUUCCCGGUAUCGGCGAGACAACUUUUGGGUUCGAAUCCCAUAAGAAGCCGACAGGUAAGAUGUGUUUCCUCUUAUAACUGAUUAUAUGAAUGUUUAACCAGCUGCCAGCUGGCCAGGUAUAUGCACGGAUGCCGGAAUACCUCUAAGUAACCUGAUUGACUCGUUCUUCCAAAAUAUACCUACAUACGAAGCCAUGGGGUCGGUUCCAGAAUGCAUGAGAGCACAUACUUAGGCAGAAACUGCGGUGAAUCCGUGCACCCAUGGUGGAAAACCAACAUACAUAACUACUCCCAGAUAAAUUCUUAACUUUCCGGUGUCCAGAAAUCUAGAUUUGCGAAGUUCCUGUGCGAAAACUAUGAUUAGUGCAAAAGAAAUUAGGAAUAAGCAUUUAUUUCCAGUUGUCAAGUGUGAAGAAAAAAAGGUGUAACCGUUUCAUGUUGUUGCAAAUAUGCAACAAUUAAUAUUUUUGCUAAAUAACCGAAUUAUGUGAAAAUAAUAUUUUUUUCCUUAUUUUUCCCUUCAUGUAUUCAUCAUUGCGCACUAUUGAGAAUUUUUUCGAGAAAAAAUAAAAAAUCAUGAAAUGAAGGGUUAACAGUUCAAUCUAUCAUGAUUUUAAUCUGAUUUUACGAUUCUACGACAAAAGUUGAACCUGGAACCUAGUGGGAUUUCCUGAAUCUUCUUCCUCAUUCGAAUGAGAAAACAAGCAAAAGUCAACCACUAUUGUCUUUUUUUUUUUAAUUUUUACUGCUUAUGCCCAUUCAUGGUAAAAUCGAAGACCGCACGGUACCGUUGAAUGAAAAUGUACGAAACGAACGGAAAAAAUAACAUGCAAAAAGUGCUGCUUAUUGAGAUAAGAAGGUAUAUCACGGAACACGGCUGACUAACUGACUCUUGGCGAACCGAGGAGACGCGAACGGAGCGAUAAGAUUUGGAUUUUUAUGAUAUCCCUCCGUUUGUUGAUGGACGAUUUUUUUUUGUGUAAGUUCGUUCAUACGAUACGCCUCAGGAAGAUAACCAGCUGAUGUAUGGAGGUAUGUGUUGGGGGAUUUCGCAUCAGCACCUUAUAGAGAGUGAUACUCGUUUUGUGUUGUUUUGACCAUCUAAGGUCAAUACCGGUUCAGCAUAAUGUCCGAAGAGAAGCAGCAGCAGCAACGAGACGAAUUGUGAUUGAAUCUUUUGGCGGUGAGACGAGCCCCAUCAGACGAAGGCUGCCAGUCAAUUCCGUAUUCAGACUCCGGUUCGGUUGAUGGAAUGGAGGAAGAAUUUCGUCAGUCGUCAGUGAUCUUGGUUUGUUUUCUUUCUCAAUGAGCCGGACGUUUGCAAUUUUCAUAUCUCGAAAGUAUACGCCUGGCCGGUCGCCUGGCUUUGUGCUGCGCGAUUCUUGCGCCAGACCAACGACGCGUGUGGGUGGGUGUCUGUGAACGUCGUUGAGUCGUCUGUGUCACAGGUUAGCGCCUCCGCCUCUAAAAUGCGGAUCGAUUAUAUCGCGUUCAGUUCUGUGCCACGAGUGGACGUGAGUGGGUGUGAAUCAUUUGCACAUUAGUCGACGAGGCGAACUCGUUGCGCUUUUAUUUCGCGUCUAAUCGCUCUGAUUCAUAACGGGAAGGUUCCUCGACACAAAGCCAAUUGUUCAAUGGGAUAGAUCUAGCUAGUCGGGAAGUGUCAUAUCGUAGUCGGAAAAAAUGAAUCCGGCAAUCAGUGACCACAAUGCGGCGUCGCUGGCGGCGGAAAUGUUCGACCAUUUCUGCGCCGCGACCACCAUGCGGCAGAUCCUGGGCCUGUACAGAAAUAUGUGUGAUAUCUUGGGCCUGAGGCCCGGGCCGCUCAAUGAAUUUUACCCCAAAUUCAAGGCGAAAGUGCGCAACUGGAAGGCCCAGGCCCUGUGGAAGAAGUUCGACGCCCGCGCCUCGCAUCGCGUCUACAACAAAGGCACCGCGGCCAAUGGAACCCGCGUUCUAGUCAUCGGAGCCGGCCCCUGUGGGCUGCGCACCGCCAUCGAAGCCCAGCUGCUCGGCGCCAAAGUGGUUGUGGUCGAAAAACGUGAUAGGAUAUCUAGGAAUAACGUACUGCACCUGUGGCCAUUUCUGAUCACCGACCUGAAGGCACUGGGGGCGAAAAAGUUCUACGGUAAGUUCUGCGCCGGGUCGAUCGAUCACAUCUCGAUCCGGCAGCUACAGUGCAUCCUGCUCAAGGUGGCGCUGCUGUUGGGCGUCGAAGUGCACGAAGGCGUGUCCUUCGUGCGAGAACUGGAACCCAAGGACGGGUGCGGCUGGCGGGCGGCUGUCUCGCCGGAAGAACAUGCGGUGUCGCAUUACGAGUUUGAUGUGCUGAUCGGUGCCGAUGGGAAGCGGAAUACGCUGGAGGGUUUUAAGCGGAAAGAGUUCCGUGGAAAGUUGGCCAUUGCCAUCACUGCCAAUUUUAUAAACAAGAAAACCGAGGCUGAAGCUAAGGUUGAGGAAAUUAGUGGAGUAGCGUUCAUUUUCAAUCAAUCGUUCUUCAAACAACUGUACCAGACUACCGGUAUCGAUUUGGAGAACAUCGUCUACUACAAAGACGAAACGCACUAUUUCGUGAUGACUGCCAAGAAGCACAGUCUUCUCGAUAAGGGUGUUAUCAUACAGGAUUACGCGGACCCCGCGGAGCUUUUAUCUUCGGGGAACGUCGACACUACGAAACUGCUCGACUACGCUAGGGAAGCUGCCAACUUCAGUACCAAAUAUCAACUGCCCAACCUGGAGUUCGCGGUCAACCACUACGGCAAACCGGACGUAGCCAUGUUCGACUUCACCUCCAUGUUUGCUGCGGACAAUUCCUGUAAGGUCACGGUCCGCAAAAACUACAGGCUUCUAUCGUGCCUGGUCGGUGACAGUCUUCUCGAACCAUUUUGGCCUACGGGAUCUGGUUGUGCCCGUGGAUUCCUGUCCAGUAUGGAUGCAGCCUACGCCAUCAAACUCUUUUCCAACGCCAAAAACAGCGCUCUGGCAGUGCUAGCACAACGAGAAUCCAUCUACCGGUUACUGGCUCAAACGACUCCGGAAAAUCUACAUAGGGAUAUCGGAGCCUACACCUUGGAUCCAAGUACGCGGUAUCCAAACCUGAACAAAUCAUCGGUUAACGUGAUCCAGAUCAAACACCUGCUAGACACCGACGACCCGAGCCUUCUGGAGCAAACCUUCAUCGACACUAACUCGCUGACAACGGCGCUCGGACCGGAGGACACUCUGGUUCCCAAACGCAAACGACGAAGCGCAAACGAUACGGUCCCACUGGGGACGGUCCUGCUGCGGUGGGUCAAGUCCCAGCUCAAGGGCAACGAGCUCGCACAAGACCUCCAGGACCCGGCACAGUGCUUCACCAGCGGGCGAAUCCUGUGCACGCUCAUCGCCCGGUAUCGACCGGAUUUGGUUAAUCUGGAAGAACUGGACGGAUGCGGUCCGGAGGAGUGCAACGAGUACGCGUUCGACAUCUUCGAAAAUCAUCUGGGCAUCCCUCGGGUAAUGACCGGCCCGGAAUCAACGAGUCUAGCCGGGGUAGACCCGAAGCAGUGGCUCAACUAUCUGGAGCAGAUAUGCGAAGUGUUCCGAGGGGAGAUUCCGCACGUCAAGCACCCGAAGCUGGACUACGCGGAGUUCAAGCAGAAGCAGCAGAUCGACAGCAUGGAAGAAUUCGCCAAGCUGCGCCGGUUCGCGGUCAACCGGAUGGCAGCGAUGAAGGAGGCAACGCAGGCCGCAGCUCCCAUCAGUACAACCGGAACGGGUGCCGCGAUUCGCAAGUACAGUCAGCCGGUUGAAGAGGAGCGAGUCAAGCGUAGCCGCAAGGUGCUCGGCACAGAAUCUAGUCCAAUGGCUUCACCACAAACCGACACAACGAAGCGAGCGAAGAAGCGUCGAAGCUAUGAGAAAUUCGGCAAUAUCGAGGAACGAACCCAGCGGCUGCAGGAAAUCGAGUCGAAUCGGCAGGAUCGGCAGACGAAGCGGCGCCUGGCGAGGGCCCAGCAAACUCAGAACUUCUACACCAGCUUGCACAUGCUGCAGGCGAACAACCUGCUGAGGGAAAGUGGCGAGGAUAGUUCCAGUGCCUUCGAGGACUAUUCGCUGUACUUGUACAGGCAACAGGCCCCGUUGUUCGGGGAUCGGGUCAAGGAGAUGGAACAGAAGCUGAAGUAUCCCGAUCGUGAUCGUGGAUUGGCCGCGCCGUACCCGCGAAGUUCGGCGAUCGCCCCCGAUGGCGAGCAGAUGAGCGAUCGGAUCAAAUCGAUGGAGCAACGGAUCGGCGGCAAGUAUGCCCCGUCCACCGAGAAGAAACCGAAGGAUCUGAUGCGAGCGAUCGGCAAAAUCGACAGCAACGAUUGGAAUGUCAAGGAGAUCGAGAAGAAGAUCGAGCUCUCGCGCAAGGCGACCGACAUUGGCAAGAGCCGUGAACGCGUUCCGAAGUGGAAUCGGGAGCAAUUUUUAGCCCGGCAGAACAAGCUCACACAGAAGCCGGACGACGAAAAGUACCAAGAGUUCGACAGUACCCUGAAAGCCGUCGACAAACAGCUCAAGGAGGGACACAACUUGGACCUCGGCGAGCGUGGCAAGAACAAGGUCGCCUCCAUCGCUGGACAGCUACUGAGCUCCAAACAUCCGCAGCAGCAACAAGUACCACAAGAACAACAGCAGCAACCUCCAAAAACGACCUCGAAGACUGCCCUGGUGCUCACGGCCAGCGGUGUUGCGGAGAAGUGCCACUUCUGCAAACAGCGCGUCUACCUGAUGGAGAAAAUCUCCGCCGAAGGACUCACCCUGCACCGGUCCUGUCUCAAGUGCCACCAUUGCCAUACCAAUCUACGCCUGGGUGGAUACGCCUUCGAUCGCGACGAUCCCGAAGGCAAGUUCUACUGCACCCAGCACUUCAAGCUUCCUUCGAAGACAAUCAAAACGGUGCCGAAGAAGUCUCUACCACGUACUCCACACACUACGGACGCCAAGAAGCCUGCAACAGCUGCAGCCAUGGCUGCCGCGGCGAACAAACCUACCACUCCGGACUCCAAAUCGUCGAGCCAGUUCGACCUGCUCGAUCGCGGCGAAACCCCGGAGCGCAUCGAGUUCGAAAACAUCGACGAGUACAUCUCUGACGGCGAAGCCCCGAUGGAGGUCAUCGACGAAAACGAGUGGACCGAUCGGAACUUUGGAUCCGACUCGGACGCCUCGGACGACGACGACAUGUCCAGCUCGGACGAAUCGGAAACCGACAGCGAAUCGGACUACGAAGAAGCGGCCGGCUCGCCGCUCGGCGCUCAAACCCUUCAACUGGCGUCCGAAUGGAUCAGCGACAAACGCUUCUCGAACAUGGUUGACAGCGACGAUGACUUCUACGGAUAUUCCAGUGAAGACGACGAAGCAGAUUCUCAAACCGAAGGCGAGGAACUGGCCCGGGCUCGUGAGAUCCGUAUGCAGGAAGUCAAACUGAAGGCACCUCCAACGCUGCCUACGGACACUGAAACCGAGGUUGCCCAUCGGCAACAACAACCACCAGUAGUUCCUAGUGUAUCGUUUAAUCAGCUCAGUACUAGUAGCACCCCCAGCGCAAACCCCAUUUUAGCCAGCAGCGUGCCUACUGUAGCUAAUCCACCGACAAAUCAACCACCGACCGAAUCUGCCGAAGAUAAGGCACUGAAAGAAAGAAUGCUCCAAAAGCUCAGUAUCCGCGAACAGUGGCUCCACUCCCCUUCGCCUUCACCAUCGCCGGCACCUAGCGUUGAUCCCUUUGCACCAGUCCCGGAAGUCCCAAAACCCAAAACAUCAUUCUUUGGUGGUCUCAUGAACAGUCUCAGCACUCUGAUCAAGUCAGACAAACAGGCAGCACCCAAAACUCCGACUCAAGCUCAAGAUUCACCUCUCUGUCAGCCAACUUUGCCCCCAAUACCGCCUUCGCCUUCACCCUCGGUUCGCAAACUGUCUACCUCAUCGCCGAAACCUCCACCAUCACCGACCCCCUCCAUUCGCAAGCUCAAACAACACCCAGACAUACCACCAUCCCCUACGCCUUCAUUACGCAAAAACAAACCACCCGAAGUAGUCGUCCCCGGUUCACCAACUCCAUCACUUCGGAAGCAUAAGAAACACCACAAAACCUCCUCAUCACCAACUCCAUCCACCGGAAGUCGUGAUCUAUCUGAAGAAGAACUCCGUGAUCACAGCAGCGGUCGCAGUACUCCACGUUCCCUAACUCGCCGAAGCCGCCCUGCGUCGACUGAAAUACGCGAAGAAACUGACGAUUUCCUCGAAAGAAUCAAAAACGAUCAAGCUGCUUUGGACAAAAAGAUGAAGAAAAUCGAAGCGAAAAACUUCAAAAGCAACAUGCAAUCGAUAAUGUCCGCUGUCGAUGGACCGCGAAUCGUUGGAGUUAAAAGUGAAAAAGAUGUGUCCAAGUUCUUCACCGGCGCUAAGCCAACGACGGAGACUAAACCCAAGCAACUCCCCAACAAAGACGUAUCAGCGCUCCAAGGGGUCAAUUUGUCAAAGUACUUCCCCAAUGCCCCUGCUCCUACUAGUCCAGUCAAGGCAGGCGGCGCCACUCCUUCUUCGGUGUCCAGCGUAGAGAGUUCUCCUAUGUUAGGUCGCAAAAAGAACAGCGAGGUCGAUCUGCUGAAGUACUUCGGUCCCGGUGUGAACAAGUCCGGCCCUUCGACACCUUCCUCGGUACUUUCUCCGUCAAUUUCUCGUAAGAACAGCGUCGAAUCUCCAAGUCCAAUCAGAAAACCUAGUCCAGUGGGUUCACCAAAACCACCGGUGGCUCCCUUACCCCCGAAAAAGAACAUUCUAGCCUUCCAACCGAUCAAGAAAUCUAAAACAGAAAUCGCCGUUCCGUCAGCUGUGAUACCAGUCAAAAACAUCCUUGCUACUCAACCUGUCGCGAGACCCAAUCUAUCCUCUCCCAAAUUGGAACCAAAGAAAAAGGGUGGAUCUCCUCCGAAGAAGUCGAACCAACCUUCUCCCGCAGAUUCCGAUGAACAAUUGUUCGAAAGUUUGUUGAAAGAAUCCCCUAAAAGUGCGAAACGUUCAAAACCCAAAACUCCUCCAAAGCGUCGAUCCCCCGAUUUGGAAGAACAGAUCUUCGAAUCAAUCCUCAAAGAGACCAAUCAAGUUUCAAAAAUACCAGCUCAAAAAACAAUUUCGGCUCCUAAAUCUCCACCCAAACCCAAAUCUCCUCCACGCCGUCGUUCCCCAAACCUAGACGAACAACUUUUCGAAGAUCUACUCGGCGAAGUAGACGACUCAUUCGUGGAAAACUUCGAAGAAAUAGUCGGUCUCCCCAAGCGCGUUAGUCCCAAGCUUGCAAAGAAAAAAUCGCCCCCGAAAAAGUCCCCCAAAGGUUCUCCCAAACACUCACCCCCCGCGACUCGAAAGUCUAAACCUGCGGCCCCUAAAAUGACCAUCAAACGGCCGGCUUUUAAAAUUGAGGUCCCAGUUCACAUGCAAGAAACCCUAGAGGAGAUUUACCUGGCCAGCUUGUCCAAACUGGACACCCGAUCUGCCUCGUCUACUAGUCUCAAUAUGUUAGAACCUGUCCAAUCGAUGGAUCCAGAACUAGGUAAAGUAGACGAAACCUUUGAACAGUUGUUUCGUGACACGGAACAACCAAUCAACAAGAAUCAGCCAUUUCAGAACUCCCAGCAGACGAAGACCCAGACGAACCCAACCAAUACAGCGACGACGAGGAAACCGACUGGUGGAGCCCUGCCCCAAGAAGGGAAAGCUUCUAGCAGCCAAACGAAACCAUCAAUCAAAGAGAGGACCAUGGAGCAGUCGAUACUGCCGGUAGAAAUAAAGAAUGUAUCAUCGACGUCGAAGAAGCAUAGUCCACCUCAAACGCCAAUAUCGGUACGAAAAGCGACCCAACAAACCACUGAACUCGAAAAGCAAACUGCUAUAUCAACUGUUAAAAAGCUCACUACAGAUCUUUCUAAGUCAACUAGCAAUCUGGAACGUAUAGGAAAUUCCGUUAAACCAACUUUCGAAAAGAAACCGAAUAUUCUCGGAAAAGCCCCGGUAGAUAGAUUGGGUGCAAUCAAAGCUGAAUCCAUGGUUACAAUACCAUCGAGUCCAGAGAUGAAUCGGAAGAAUUUGCUGCAGCAGCGUUUGGCUUCGACAGUAGAACCGAUACCGACAAAAGUUACUCAACAUAACGUUAACGGAUCUUCAGUCUCCACUACUCAACUUAAGGCUCAAAACAUUCUUGAACCUAUUAAGACUACAGAAAUCCAACAGGUUUCGAAACCAAUUGUUCAAACACCAGUAUUGGAACGUAAGCCUCAACAGCCGGUCAGUCCUAAAUCUCAGGUAGAUAGGUUAGAUGCUGUCAAGACUGCAUCGAUGUCCCUUCCCUCAACUCCGGAAAUGACUCGAAAGAGCCUAACUCAACAAAAGCCAUCUUCGAUAGUUACGCCAAUUACUGUCAAAGCUACCCAACCAAUUGUAAACGGAUCAAACACUACUACUUCAGCAAAGGUUCAGAACUCUUCAGAACCUAACAAGAUCACGAGCGUCGGAACACCUGUUUUGGAACGAAAAGUUCCGGUUGACAGGUUGAGUGCAGUCAAAGCUGAAUCUUCGCAGUCGCUUCCAUCAACUCCGGAGAUGAAUCGAAAGAAUCUGGCGACUCAACGACCCUCAUCGAUUGCGACUCCAGUACCUCUCAAACCUGCGACUCUACCAAUCGUAAACGGAUCCUCCAUUUCUGCUAGUUCUACUUCUCUGUCGAAAGUUCAAAACGCUCCAGAACCUAGUAAAAUCGCUACACCACUUUUGGAGCGCAAGGUUCAGCAACAAGAAGUUCAAACGAAUGUCAAUGGCAUUCAAGCCACGGUUCCUUCGAAGGUUUCGGCUCCUGCUACGCCAAUCGUCCAACGAAAAGCUUCUCAAUCGGUUCCUUUACAAGCAACCGCUGCUCAACGUUCGACUUCCGUGGAAGUCCCAUCAACCAAAUCUAAAUCCACCGGAACUGCUCCGACUCCCACUGAAAGCAGGAAAUCGGCCCACCAAAUUUCAGCUGCCGAGUUCUCUAAGCUUUAUCCGGAUAUAUAUCAGCAGAUAAUCAAUGAGGAACCGAGCGUAGACACCAUUACUACGAUCGUUUCCGCUGAAGAUAAGCCUGUUUCCAAACAAGUUUCAUCGGUUUCUCGUACUACAGUUGAUCACAAACAAUCUCAGUCUCCUUAUGCUGGACGUAAAGCUAUCAAAGAUCACGAACCUUUCUUUACUCAGAAAACACAUACUCAAACAGGAACUCAAUCUACUACUACUUCAAUUCGUAAGGAACUGACUGAAGUUAAACCUAUUGAACACAAUAAGGCAAUUACUGGAAGAACUUCCACUAUUACCUCAAAACAGGAAACUGUCAAAUCGGAGAUUUCGGCAAGAACUUCACCCAAAACAUCGAAACAAGACAUUACUCAGACGAUUCCUGCAAGAACUUCGCCCAACUCAAAACAGGAAACACUACAAACGGCGAUUCCUACAAGAACAUCACCCAUCAACUCGAAACAAGAAAACCUCUCUGUUGCAGUUGAUACAACAAACGAGUCAAUCGCUGAUAAAUGCGAAAAAAAUCCAGUUUCAACUCAGCUUAAUGAAGCACAAAAGCCACUUGAACCUUCACGCCCUUCGCGUAGCACCGAACGCAGUCGGGAGCGAUCGCUAUCGACCGACGACAUCUGCUUCCAGCGGCUACGCGUCAAACACGAAGCAAUCUUCCGAGAGCAGAAAAAGGAGGAGACGCACUUUACCGAAAUCGUUGAAGUCGAAGAACCUCCAGUGGUACCCGAAGUUGUCGAUAGUCAACCGGUUGAGGUUCCUCGAACGCUGUCUGAGUUCCGUAGUGCUAUGCUUCGGAAACCGCAACGUCCUGAAGAGGUCGAAAGUGAGGAAGGAAUUCCACCAGUACUCAAGGAUACAAUUGCCGAAUUGGCCCAUGAGAUUAUGCCCGGUUUCGAUUUGGACAGCUUGAUGGACGAUAUACCGGUUCCGGUGCAGAGGAAGAAGUCCUCGUUCCAAAAGAUGUUCAACAAGCUUCAACGAGCUAAUACUAUUGCUGCACCGGAGGGUUCUUCGCUGAAAGCUGUGUUGGAACCUGAAAACAAGACACAAGUGGUUAGUAAAGUACCGGCACAGGAAUCAGAAAGUCCCAAGGUCGAAGAGCCUAAUUUAAUGCAAAUAAAUUUAGAACGAUCGGUUUCGAUUAAGGAGAAGUACGCCAAACAGAAUGCUCAUUCACCGCCUAAGAAAGUUUUGUCGGACCAAACGAACCUGGACCGUAAAAACUCUUUCAAAAUACAGCCUUCGGUUAAAAAUUCGUCUCAAUCAGAAACACUCGAGCGUCCUGUUCCUCCAGAACGGAAGUCUCCCCAGAAGAAGUUGGCUAAAUCCUUGAAAGAGAAAGACAAAGACCUCAUCGACCAGCGAAGUAUCCUUAGCAGGGAGUCGAAACCUGCACCCAAAGCUGAGGAGCUUACGUUUGAUGAUCUCUUCGAGGGUUCGGAUGUGACCACAGAAAUAGUCAACUUGGAUGAUUUGCUCUCCUCGGACGAUGAAGUUGCUAAUAUCAAUGCUACACCAAAGACAAGCCUUACAUCGCCGAAUAAGGUGACCAACAAUGUACAGAAAUCUUCAACAGCCAAGGUUCCAAGUCCAAAGAAGACAUCUCCCGUUAAAAGCAAACCAGAAUCAACUUCAGCAGUCGCUAACGUUCAAAACAAAUCUCUCUCGGAAACAGAGUUCAAACGAACAUCGAAGGAGCUAACAGAGAAGUUUAUGACAGACAAAGAUCAACCUAAGAACAAAUCUGCUAUAGAAAAGAAAAAUGAACCCAAAACAGAAGUCAAGAAAGACCCCAAAUCAGAAAUCAAGAAAGAUCCCAAAACGGAAGCCAUGUUCACAGUUCUCACUGAACCGCAGACUAGUAUCAUGGAUUCACUAGUCAAACUGACCAAAUCGGAAAAGAUUGAUAAACAGGAACAACCUUUGAGCGAAUCACUUCCCGAUUUGAUUAACAUGACCAAGAAGCAACCGAUCGAACAACCGGCUCCAAUCAAAAUUCUAGAUCACACCGAGAAGCUCAAACAAAUCAUCAACCAAGUACCGCAAGAAAUUCAAGUUUACACUCUACACACCGAGGAAGACAAGUCCACGGUUCAACCUCAGCCUUCAACGUGCGGAAUGACCAGCGACUAUGCUCACAUCUUGAAAGACAUUUCUUCGGGUUUGGUCGGUGCAGACCUACCGACUACCACCUUCUAUGAACCACCGCCUAGGCAAGACGUGAAACCAAAGUCAGAUUUUACCGUGUACAAAGAAAUACUGCACGAAAUGGAGAAGGAAGCACCCCAAGAAGGACUUCAACCGCAGCGCCCGAUCCGUCGUCCAAAACCGAUCGACCGUAGUCUAUCGCCGGUCCGUAGACCGCUGAAGGCCUUCGACAAUUCGAUCUGUAUCGAUCCACGUCGAGCUCGUCGAUCGAACAGCAUCGAGAACGUUUCGAUCGAACAGGUCUUUGUGAAGCAGAACGACAAGGUCAUCGAUACGUUCUACGUUGUGCCGGAGAAGACGCAUUUGAUGCGGCGGUCCAAGUCGUACGAUCGGAUGGAUACGGUGAGGGAGAGCAGGAUUUCAGCUAGGCAGCAGAAGAAGUCUUUGGAUGAAUUGCGGGAGUACGGAUUUGAUGUUGAGCGGCCUUCCAUGGCUUCGAGAAAUUUGGUUAGUCCGGUGUUGCGUAACUUGAACGUCGAAGAAGAAGGUGAGGAUGUGCCCAGUUUCCGGGAACUCAAUCGAACCCAGAAGUUUAGGAAACGGUCGGCUGUUGUUGAUACUUCGAAGUUGGACGUUGAAGCAACGAAGGUGGACAUCGAUCGGGAGUCCCCGAUUCCAAGAACGACAGACUUCUCCAAGUGGGAAGCAAUUUUGGAUAGAGGUGUUCCACAGUUAACUGAAGUGUCACACAAGAAGGAGAGUAUCAGAGACUUGGAGCGGAAGAUUGAGGAACUGAGCAUCGAGAGGAAACCAAAAAGGAAAAUUUCUAACAAAGCUGUCGUUACGAUUCCAAAAGAGUAUGAUCCGGAGGAAUACGUUCCCAGGAUCAAUCGUCGGGGUGCGAAUGACUUUAGAGUUCCUAGCCCGGAUUUGCCAAAGUCGUACGAUCCCGAUGAUUAUAUUCCGAGGGUUCAGCGUGGUCAUCACCAUGAGCCUGAGCAUCCUCAGGAUCCAUACGACUAUGAAAUGGAGGUUCCUGUGAGCAAUGGAGCGCGACAGAACCGAGCAGCUGCCCAUGAAGUUCAACGUCCAAACUACUAUGAACAAGAUGUCCCGGUCAGUGUUGCCAGAUCACAGCGAAAUUACGAAUCGGAUGAUUAUCCUGUGGGUCCAUCCAUGAGACCUAAACGAGUUUCUGGGCAGGAACCACCUCGAGUGCAACCCUACUAUGACCAGGAAAUGGCUGCUUCUCGACCUCAGCGGUUUGCUACCUACGAAGAUGUACCGAUAUCUCGCGUUGGGGGAAAAUACUAUCCGGAACCGAGUCGCAUGGACGAUCUACCGGUUUCUCACACUCUACCAAGGUCCAAGACUACAACGCACGUCCCGUACAGUUCAGUUUCAACGCGGUCUUAUGAUGCUCCAACUAGAGACAUUACCAAGACACAGUACAGUCGUCGCGUUGCGGCAGAUAACAGCAGUAUUGUGAACAAGAGUCAUCGUCUGCAUGAGAAGGCUAAUCGGUACAUUCGGUCCCAAGUUAGCAAGAAUGAUCCCAAUCCGUACAUCCGGGAGAUGCUCGAAAACGACAGUGACGAUGAUCUCCCGGUCACAACUUCAGCCUCCCAUCGCAUACCCCAUACUAGUUCAUCAGCCCUCACAUCGUCUUCGUCCUAUCAUCAUCCGGUUUCGUCGUACGGAACGACUGGUUCGGCCGCUAUGAGUCGUAUAACUGCCAAAGCCAUUACUCAGCCAUCGCGCAUGACCCAUUACACUCGCCAUGAUGUUCCUUCUCCGUCCGCUACCGGUUCUGGUAGCCGAUCGUAUCGCCAUCGAGGGGGUGAAUCUGGCAAUCCCAGAGACAAUUGCGCCAUCUCUUAGACAGCAAGACAGACAAACAGUUACUAUCUCGUUCGGCAGCAAGCAAAAUUACUGUUUCUGGAUCAACACACUGGUCAAAAUUGUCACUUUUGAUUCGCAGUCUUGGAAACUUACUACCUACUCUUUUUAAGAUAUAGACAAAAACCAAAACUCAUCAACUCUCGCAAAAACUCAUAGCAAAGUAAAAACAUCGAACGCACACACUCAAACGCCAAUUCUAAAUUAACAUCCUGCGGAUUUGUUUUGGGUACGAUUUAAGCUGGAAUGAAGGAAUCAAUAUAAGCGCACACGCACAAGGUUGCAAAAAGAGUCAGACGCAUUCUCG
This is a messenger RNA of Uranotaenia lowii, 13967 nucleotides long. RefSeq names its product F-actin-monooxygenase Mical (gene Mical). Bases 2216 to 13642 code for a protein of 3808 amino acids. Lineage: Eukaryota; Metazoa; Arthropoda; Insecta; Diptera; Culicidae. The record is from RefSeq and is a predicted model, not a curated record. The transcript has 10 exons. Gene Ontology annotation, molecular function: protein binding.